Molecule: messenger RNA, 4476 nt
Organism: Bombina bombina (fire-bellied toad)
Lineage: Eukaryota; Metazoa; Chordata; Amphibia; Anura; Bombinatoridae
Exons: 2
Coding region: 168-1334 (388 amino acids)
Source: RefSeq, a predicted model, not a curated record
UGAGUUUCAUGAAAAUGAAACAAACCUGACUGUAAGGAAGUAAAAUCGUAAAAAGCUCACUGGGGAGACAAUAACAUACAACUGAGAGAGAAGAUCCUGUGCAGUGUGGUGCAAAGACGUCCAGGAGAACUGCUGACAGCUUUAUCUCAAACAAAUAACAUUUCUAGAUGGGACGACCACAGAAAUCCUCUCCCACCACCAAAGGGAGUGAGUCCAAUUCAGAAAAUGAUGUGUGCACUCCAAAAUCUGCACCUGCAGCACAGAGGUCCCAACCAGAAAAGGUCUGUACCCCAAAAACUGAGCCUACACCACAAAGAAAAAGGACGCCUGCAGUGCAAGGAAGCAGAUCAGCUUCCAAGGACAUUCAAAAUAGUAAAGCAAGUGUGGGAUGUGCAACCUCAACAAUGAAGGCCCCAGAUGUUUAUGGAACUAGGAGUAGAGAAAAGUUAACUACUUCCCGAGGAGGAAGGACAAAAUCUGGGGUGCAGUAUUCUAUCACCCCACAGCAAGUCAUGGAGGAUUCUGAUCCACCCUCCAGCUCUUCUUCAAGCUGUAAACCAAAAUCACCUCCCAUGAGCAAACCAUUCUCUAGAGAGGAUAUAGCCAACAUAGAAAUGGAGACCCGUGGACAAAGAGAGAACCCAAAAUGGUAUAGCUGGCGCCAGAACCGCAUAACUGCUUCUAUGGCACAUCAAAUUUCACAUAGCAGAUUUGUUAAUCAGCAGACUGAGGAGAUUCCACGUAGUUAUCUGAAUGCUGUGUUAGGCACCGGACCCAGAGUGCAGACAGCAGCCAUGAAUUGGGGAAUAAGGAAUGAAAAAAGAGCUGUUCAGGCAUUUGUGAAAGAGUUAUCGCAAAGAGAAGGUAGACAAAUAAAGGUAGUUGACUGUGGCCUUUUUAUCCAUCCUGAGAAAGACUGGCUAGCAGCAAGUCCAGAUGGGCUGGUGUAUGAUGGGCACACAGGGGAGGAACUUGGCCUGCUGGAGGUGAAAUGCCCAUAUAAACACAGAGAUCAUACAGUGAGAGAGGCUUGCGCUGAUCGCAACUUCUGCCUGACAUUUGAUGGAGAUACCUAUACAUUGCGCAAAAAUCAUGCCUACUAUACCCAGGUACAGUGCCAACUGGCAGCCACAAGGCAAAGUUCUGCUCACUUUGUAGUGCAUACAAAUAAAGAGACAGCAAUUGCUCAUGUGAAUGUUGAUCCCAAGUUUUGGGAUGAGACUGAAUCAAAACUGGAAAAAUUCUACCAAGAAGCUGUGAUUCCUUGCCUAAAGAGGAAGGAUGGGGGCAGUAAGGGUGUAAUGGAGCACGCAAUGAGGGCAGCAGAAGAGUGAGAACUGUGACAAGUCCAGUGGCAGCUCUGAGCCAAGUUCUGAGCGAAGGAUCUGCAUCCAUAAACCUUAAAGAACUGAGCUGCCCAGUAUUUGCAUAGAAGUACCAUUUUUAUAUGUCAAGUGUGCUACACAGAGCAAUGAGGGUAAUGGUAGGAAUUAACAGGAGAUGAGGUUCCUUAAUCAGUACCCAUUUUACCCUUGAUAUUUAGUUUUGAGGUUAACAUUUUACACUAUCAAUUUCUUGAACCACCUAUAUGCAGAGGGUCAAUGAAUUAUGAAGCAAGUUUGCAAGUAUCAUCUAAGACUUUCUAUAAACACAGUACUUUAUUCUGUGUUGUUUCACUGUAGCAACAGCCAUUUGUAAAUGUAAAAUGAUAUUAACCCAGAAAAGACAAUAUAUAUUUUUUUGAUUUUUAAAUAACUUAAUUAAAAUUGAUAUUAGCCAGCAGAAAUAUAUACAAGGACAAGUACAUUAGAUAUUUUGGGAUGAGACUAAAACAAAACUGGAAAAAUAUUUACCAUGUAAAAUCUUCAUUUAAAACAUUAUAUUAUACUCCUGUACUCUUAUUUAGGUAAUAAUUUUGAUGCAUCUGACAGUUUAACGUCUUUACUCCAACUGUGCCUUAAAGGGACAGUCUAAUCAAAAUCAUGAUUCAGAUAGGGCAUGCAAUUUUAAACAACUUUCCAAUUUACUUUUAUCAUCAAAUUUGCUUUGUUCCCUUGGUGGUAUUUUUGAAAAGCUAAACCUAGCUAGUCUCAAACUGAUUUCUAAACCGUUGAAAACUGCCUCUUAGCUCAGAGCAUUUUGAAAGUUUUUUCACUGGGCGCGUUCGGGCAGCGCUCCAAGCGAACUGGGACUCGCUUGGAGCGUUUUUCUCACACUUGCAAGUGAGAUGCCUGGCGUUUUUUGAGCGCUCUGAUGACGUAAGUCCCAGCGCUUCCAGCGUGCUGGAAAAGCUGGGACUUUUCAGAACAAGCUCAGAUGCUUGCAACAUGGCAGCCUCCACACACGUGUUGCUGUGGAGGCUCCCAUGUUUUUAUAAGCUGCAGAGGAGGGACAGGUGAGGCGGAUAAGUCUGACAGCAGCAUUUAGUACAGGGCAAAGGGGAGAUAGGCUACUUAACCUAUCCCCACUUUGCCUUGUACUAAAUGCUGCUGUCAGACUUAUCCGGUGUUAUGCCGAGAAUGGUUUCUUAACACACUAGCCUAACGUCCGUCCAGGCUACCUCCCACUUCUACUAAACUACACCCAGGAUACCUCCCCACUCCUCCAAAUUCCCACCCAGCUACGUUGGGACAGAUGAGCUGUUAGGCAUAGUGUUAUCUUUAGAUGUGUGGGCGGGGUUCUGGGAAUUGCUGAUUUUCAUAGACCCCCAGAUUUUACACAACACCGGUGUUAUGCCGAUAAUGAUUUCCCCAGUCUCUUGGCAAACAUCGCAACUCUGACCAACCUCUAUUCAGUGCAGGAUAAGCUACAGGGGCUGAGCUGAGGGUAGCUGAAUGGAGGUCGGUCAGAGUUCCGAUGUUUGAGAAGAGACUGGGGAAAUCAUUAUCGGCAUAACACCGGUGUUGUGUAACAGCUACAAGGGAGCUUAGUGAAAACGUUCGCAUGCACAGUCCAUUAUUGUGCAGCAGAUCUCUUUGCGCAUGCGAAUGUUUUUUCUAAGCUCCCUUGCUUGUGACGUCACCUAGCGCCACGUCAUCGCUGGGAGUGAAGCACUCCCACUAGCUCCUGAGCGCUGCCCGAACGCGGCCACUGUUAGGUAGUACUAGUUCAUAUGUGUCAUACAGAUAACAUUGUGCUCACUGACAGGGGCAUAUUAUGGCCUAGGCCAACAAGGCCGGUGCCUAGGGAGGCAUAUUUGGGAGGGGCAGCACAUCUGCCCUAUCCUCUCUCUAAAAGCCAGCACACAGUACAGUGAGCGAUAAAGUGCAGGCUUUUAAUUAGAAGACAAGGCACAUGCAAUGAUUAAGGUCGCUGCUUCAUUUAUGGCCGCCGGCAUUUUUGCAUUGGAAGCGUUCUUGGUGAGAAACUUGUCCGGGGAUAUGCUUACAAGGUGAGGCUGGAGGAGAAGACCUUGUGCCGACAUGCUACCUUCCCUUGUCAGCUGUGGUGGGUCUGCGAGCGCAGUGCUUAUUGCAGGUCUUAGUAACUAACAGACUGGAUGCAGCUGUGCACUGUUUAGAUCAGCUUGUGAUGUCUAAUUAUAAACUCUCAGCGCUAAUGUAUGUUAGCUACUAAUAGCUUUCUCUGCAUUCAUGAACUCACGGAGUAAAUAGUAAACGGACACUUAAAAAGUUUAAUUACUUGAAUGAUGGUAAUUACUGUAUGUUGUUGCAUGUGAAGGGCAGCGAUUGUUUCAAAGUGUAUUCUUCUUUCUCUUUCUCCCUCCCUUUCUCACUCAACUCUCUUCCUCCCUCAACUCACUCCCUUCUUUCUUUACCUCCCUCUCUUCUUUCUCUCAAAUCCCUCCCUUCUUUCACUCCUUUCUUUACCUCCCCCUCCCACUUUUCUAUUCUCUGUCUCUUUCUCUCUCUCUCCCUCCAUUAUUUCCUUUCCCUCACUUUUCUCCCCUCUCCUUCUUUUCUCUCCCUUCUCUCAGGGAGAAAAUGGUAUGAGAUGCAUGCAAUUCAACCCACUCGUAUGCAGGUGUUUUGCUAUCUCAUUUUCUUUUGAAUUGUUAUGAAAUAAAAAACAAAAAACAUUGUACACACUGACCCCAAAAAAUGUUAAGGGAGAAAAAAAAGGCCUAAAAUCUUUGGGGGGGGGGGGCAGCAGAAUUUUGAGUGCCUAGGGCAGCACAAAACCUAAAUACGCCACUGUCUCACUCCCGUGAAGUUAUUUAGGAGUCUGCACUGAUUGGCUAAACAAGAGACAAAUGUGUGCCGGCACCAAUUAGCAGCUAGCUGUAAAAUAUGUGCAUAUUCUUUUUGAACAUGGGACAUCAAAAGAACAAAGCGCAUUUGAAAAUAGAAGUGACUUUAAAUGAGUCUGAAAAUGACAUAGUCUAUCUGAAUCAUGCAAGUUUAAUUUUGACUUUCCUAUCCCUUUAAGCUAGACUGUGUGAAUGGAGAUGAUUUGUAUGAAGUUUGUUGUAACAAUUUGUAUAAAGUUGUAAAAUAAAGUUUUUUCCCCCAGUAA